Molecule: messenger RNA, 4510 nt
Organism: Merops nubicus (carmine bee-eater)
Lineage: Eukaryota; Metazoa; Chordata; Aves; Coraciiformes; Meropidae
Gene: KAT6B
Product: K(lysine) acetyltransferase 6B
Exons: 4
Source: RefSeq, a predicted model, not a curated record
AUUCGUAAUAAUUAGAAGGGAGAAGCUGAUUUCAAGUCAUAUGGAGAAACUGAAAGCAAAUCCACGUAUCAAUGAAGUAGAUCCUGAAAGCUUGAGAUGGACUCCUUUAUUAGUUUCUAAUGCUGCAGUUUCUGAAGAAGAGAGGGAAGCCGAAAAGGAGGCUGAGCGUCUGAUGGAACAAGCUAGCUGCUGGGAAAAGGAAGAGCAAGAAAUAUUCUCCACGAGAACUAAUAGUAGGCAAUCACCUGCAAAAGUACAAUCUAAAAAUAAAUAUUUGCGAUCUCCAGAGAGUGUGGCAGUGGUGGGAGAGCGAGGGCAACCCACAGAGCCAGCUAAGGAAAGCAGCGAGGAGGAUGGCGGGGAUGAGAAUCAGCAGAGUUCGCCUCCCCGGCUGACAAAACCUCAGUUACUGGCCAUAAAGAGAAAGCGUCCCAUGCCACAGCUGGAACCUACCUGUGAGAUGGAUGGGGAAGAUGAUGACUUGAAGCCUGUGAUUAGAAAAGCUUUUGAGUACCAACCUGGGCAGCAGAAACAGGAGAAGGAGGAGGAGGAAGAAGAGGAGCACAACAAAGAGGAUAAAGAUAUUCAUUGUUACAGAAGUGAUGACAAUUGUGCAAAUAAUACAGAGGAUGUAGCUGUGUUGGAAGAAAGCACUAAAGACAAUCUUGAACCUUUAAAGAGUAAGCAGGGUUGGCCCAAAGGAGUUAAGCGUGGUCCAUCUAAAUGGAGACAAAGCAAAGAAAGAAAACCUGGCUUUAAGCUUAAUUUAUACACUCCACCUGAGACUCCUAUGGAGCCUGACUAUCAGGUGCUGGUGGAGGAACAGAAGGAAGUAGUGGAAGACAAGCCCUGCUCAGUUCCUGCUGUUACAGAGGAAGCGAUUAAAGAGCCUGUUGAAGUAUUACCACCACCAGAUGAUGAGGUAAAAGAGGUAGAACCUGAACCUCUGCGUCCACCCAGUGAACCCUUUGAAAAACAAGAAAAUGAUGUGAUGAAAGCUGGGGAAGAAGAAAAGAAUGUAGAAGAAGGUGGAAUCAGUUCAAAAGAUCAAGAAAAAGACAAAUCAGAAGACGUGUUUCUGCAAAAAGAGGAGUCCGUGCAUUUGGACGAUCAGGAGGAGGAGGAGGAGGAGGAGGAGGAACCUUCCCACAAUGAGGAUCAUGAUGCAGAUGAUGAAGAUGAUAGCCACAUGGAUUCAACAGAGGUGGAGAAAGAGGAAUUGCCUGGUGAAGCUUUCAAAGAAAUGCUGGAAACGCAGCAGUCUUUUUUAGACGUAAAUGUUCAAACUGGUAAUGCAAAUCAGGAGGACUUAAUGGAUUGUGGUGUUGACCUUGCAGCUGAUGAGUGUGAAAAUGACCAGAAAGAACUUGCUGCAGAUUCAGACCCAGUGCCUGAAUCUGAUGAUGAUCGUACAGAUAGCAACCAGGACCAAAAAGCUGGUGAAGAAUUACAUUGCAAUUUCAAGGGAGAGAGUACAGAGACCAUGGAGAUCGAUUCAGAGACAGUUCAAGCAGUACAGUCUCUAACCCAAGAAGCAAGUGAACAUGAAGAUACGUUUCAGGACUGUGCAGAGACUCAAGAGGCCUGUAGAAGUUUGCAAAACUAUGCCCAUAAUGACCAAAGUCCCCAGAUGACCACACUGGAUGAUUGUCAGCAGUCUGACCACAGUAGCCCAGUUUCAUCUGUGCAUUCUCAUCCCAGCCAGUCAGUUCGUUCUGUUAGUAGUCCAAAUGUUGCUCCUCUAGAGAACAGCUAUGCUCAGAUCAGCCCAGAUCAAAGUGCCAUUUCUGUGCCAUCUCUACAGAACAUGGAGACCAGCCCCAUGAUGGACGUUCCCUCCGUUUCCGAUCAUUCGCAGCAAGUUGUGGAUAGUGGGUUUAGUGACUUGGGGAGCAUUGAGAGCACAACAGAAAACUAUGAAAACCCAAGCAGUUACGAUUCUACAAUGGGUAGUAGUAUCUGUGGAAACAACUCUUCUCAAAACAGUUGCUCAUACAGUAGCCUUACGUCUAGUAACCUAACACAGAGUAGCUGUGCAGUGACACAGCAGAUGUCUAACAUGAAUGGAAGCUGCAGUAUGAUGCAACAAACAAACAUCAAUUCUCCUUCCACUUGUAAUGUGAAAUCUCCCCAAGGCUGUGUUGUUGAAAGGCCUCCAAGCAGCAACCAACAGUUAUCCCAGUGCAGCAUGGCCGCUAAUUUUACACCACCUAUGCAGUUAACGGAGAUCCCCGAGACUGGCAAUGCCAACAUUGGGUUAUAUGAAAGAAUGGGGCAGAGUGAGUUUGGAGCAGGGCAUUACUCACAGCCAUCUGCCACCUUCAGCCUUGCCAAACUGCAACAGUUAACUAACACACUUAUGGAUCAUUCUUUGCCUUACAGCCACUCAGCUGCUGUAACUUCCUAUGCAAACAGUGCCUCUUUGUCCACCCCCUUAAGUAAUACAGGGCUCGUUCAGCUUUCUCAGUCUCCACAUGCUGUUCCUGGAGGACCCCAAGCACAGGCUACCAUGACCCCUCCCCCCAACCUUACUCCUCCUCCCAUGAAUCUGCCACCUCCCCUUUUGCAGCGUAAUAUGACUUCUUCGAAUAUCGGAAUAUCCCACACCCAAAGACUGCAGACUCAGAUGGCCAGCAAAGGCCACGUUUCUGUAAGAACCAAAUCCACCCCUCUGCCCCCUGCUGCUGCAGCCCAUCAGCCGCAGAUUUACGGGCGUGCUUCACAGACCGUGGCCAUGCAAGGACCCGCACGGACCUUAACGAUGCAGCGUGGUAUGAACAUGAGUGUCAAUUUGAUGCCAGCCCCAGCUUAUAAUGUCAAUUCGGUGAACAUGAACAUGAAUACCCUUAAUGCUAUGAAUGGUUAUAGUAUGUCCCAGCCAAUGAUGAAUAGUGGAUAUCACAGUAAUCAUGGGUAUAUGAAUCAAACGCCCCAGUACCCUAUGCAGAUGCAGAUGGGGAUGAUGGGAACUCAGCCAUAUGCACAGCAGCCAAUGCAGACAGCACCCCACAGUAACAUGAUGUACACGCCUCCAGGGCAUCAUGGCUACAUGAAUACAGGCAUGUCUAAGCAGUCUCUUAAUGGCUCCUACAUGAGAAGGUAGGCCCUUUGGAGAGCCGGACUACCAAGCUGGCCUAUUGGAUUGAUCUGCACAAAUAUCUUUUGGAGAGUACGAUUUCAAAACCAGCAAUUGGUGUGAAUGCAAAAACUUUUGUUGGCACCAUUUUAAAGCUGUAUGCAGCAGAAAGCCUUAUACAAGUUUUUCUUUUUUUUUCUUUAUUUCUUGUUUGGUUUUUUUUUUCGUUUGUUUCAUUUUGAUGUUGUGGAUUUCUUUUUCAUUUUUGUGGGUUUUAACUCUUUUUCUUUGGGGGGAAUUAGGUGGUUUUCCAUUUUUUUGGUUGAUUUCAUUGAGCUUGAAGUUCUCUGGAAAGGAAGAACUCUUUCUAUGAACUGCAACUACACAGCAGCUGAUGGUUCAGAGCCAUUUUAUGUGCCUGCUCCCAUUAAAAAUGUGGAUAAAUAGACUCCAAAACUAUCAGACAGUACUGGAUCGUGAGCUUUUUUUCUCUCUCCUUUCCCCACAUGUAAAUGCCUUUUAGCAGUUCUUUUAUUGUAUUCUUUUGUUUCUGAAGGUGACACUUCUGCAUGCCGCUAAUGUCUUUGUUAGUGACAGUGCAUUUUGUAGUACUGUACAAGUGUUGUGCUUAACAGUAAGCCAUUUCUUAAUUUUUUUGCCUUGAUUAGGUUACCCUAGUUUGAGGGGUAAAAAAACAGAACUAUAUUUUUGUUAAUUAUAAAACUUGUAAAAAAUAAUAAAGGCUGCAAAAGCUAUUCACAUCUUGGUUAGUUCAAAGGGUUUUAUUGUUGUAUGUUUAGUGUAAAGUUGAGACUAUUUUCCAUUUUUGUGACCAGUUUCUUUGGGGCUGGGAUAGGAAAAAGGCAGCUUUCUGUUUUAUAAAUACUGUUAUGUUUUUUGUUGAUUGAAACAUCUCAGUGUUUAUUUGUCAAGUUUUGAAACAUUUUCAUAUAUGUCCAAAUACUUGGCAGGAUUUAAGAAAAAAUAGUGAAUUUGGUGUAAAGUUGCUAUUUUAUGGAAAUGCCUCUAACUUUACAUUUUCAUUCCAUCUGUAGAUUUUUCUAUCUUUAUAAAAUAUUGGAGUUAUUUUUUAAGGGAAAAAAAUAGAGCAGUAGCGUGUGAAUAGCUCAAACUAAGCUUACAGAUCGCAUGUAAAAAGGCAAAAGUUAUUUGUGUCUGUUUAUAUUGCUUCCUUUUUUUGUAGCCUUUGUACCUGUACAGAGUGACUGUAAGGGCCGAACAGAAGAGGCUUGAUACAUGUAAAAAUAGGACCCAGUGACACUCUUGUAUUUAUCUGUUAUCUUUUUAGUCAGUCACUUAAAAAAAAAAAUACACAAAAAAACCACACAAGAAACAAAAAUAAAAACUGCAAAAAACAACAACACCCCACCCCCAAGCUGUACAUUUUAACAUAAAAUAAAUUAUGAUGAGCCA